GAGAGGCUGGGACGGACGUUUCAGCCCCCCCUUCCCCUCCCCCCUUUUUUGGCCACACAAAUCUUCAAGAAAAUUUGUUAGAAUAUACCUUAGGUCGCCAGCUGAGAUAAUGUAAUGCUUCAGGGGCGUACGCAAAGAGGGAGCUCCGCACUGACACAAUUUAUAUGAGCCUUGAGUGACGAUUGCUCGCUGCUAGCUAACUGGCCAAGCUAGCCUUAGCUGAUCCGCCGCAAACUCCCCUCACUUUUCGUCGGUGUAAGUGAACCUCCCCGGUGUGAACUGCGGCCAGUCACUGUCGCAGAUUCCGUUGCUGUCAACCGGUAUUUCGGCUAUUUGGUUUUAAGAAGGAAAGAAUGGGGGCUUUCCUUGACAAGCCAAAGAUGGAAAAAUAUAAUUCCCAUGGUGAGGGUAAUCACCUGAUGUAUGGGCUGAGCAGCAUGCAGGGUUGGCGGGUAGAGAUGGAAGAUGCACACACAGCAGUAAUUGGUUUGCCUCAUGGUCUCGACCUUUGGUCGUUCUUUGCUGUUUAUGAUGGGCAUGCUGGCUCUCAGGUGGCCAAGUACUGCUGUGAGCACCUGCUGGAGCACAUCACCAGCAACUCAGACUUCCAGAGUGCUCUGCAGGAGGAUACUUCUGUGGAUAGCGUGAAGAAAGGGAUCCGCACAGGUUUCCUGCAGAUUGAUGAACACAUGCGAACCAUCUCUGAGAAGAAGCACGGUGUGGACCGUAGUGGCUCCACUGCAGUGGGAGUGAUGAUUUCACCAAGCCAUGUCUACUUUAUUAACUGUGGCGACUCACGAGGACUCCUCAGCCGGGGCUCAGCUGUCCACUUCUUCACACAGGAUCACAAACCCAGCAACCCUCUGGAAAAGGAAAGGAUCCAAAAUGCUGGUGGCUCAGUUAUGAUCCAGCGAGUUAAUGGGUCCCUAGCUGUGUCCCGGGCUCUGGGAGACUUCGACUACAAGUGUGUGCAUGGAAAAGGUCCGACAGAGCAGCUUGUCUCUCCUGAGCCUGAAGUUUAUGCAAUAGAGAGAAGCGAGGCAGAAGAUGAAUUCAUUAUACUAGCUUGUGAUGGCAUCUGGGAUGUCAUGGCCAAUGAAGAACUAUGUGACUUUGUCAGGUCAAGGCUAGAGGUGACAGAUGAUCUUGAAAGAGUCAGCAAUGAAAUUCUUGACACCUGCUUGUACAAGGGAAGCCGGGACAAUAUGAGUGUUGUGUUAAUCUGCUUUCCUGGGGCCCCAAAGGUAUCUCCAGAAGCAGUGAAACGGGAGGCUGAGCUGGAUAAAUAUCUGGAGGCCAGAGUAGAAGAGAUCAUCAAAAAGCAGGGUGAUGAAGGUGUCCCGGAUUUGGUCCAUGUAAUGCGGACGUUAGCAUCUGAGAGCAUCCCUAACCUCCCUCCUGGUGGAGAGCUGGCAAGCAAACGAAGUGUUAUUGAAGCAGUGUACAACAAGCUUAACCCCUACCGAAGUGAUGACACAGACUCUGCGUCCACAGACGACAUGUGGUAACACAACCUCCUACCACUAACACAGCAUAGAGUUUACAAACCACCAUCCUCUCAAGACCCACAGCAGCUCAGCUCAGCAGUCUGUCUCUCCGUCACUCUGAGCUUUUGGUUUCUAAGAAGGGAAUUUCAUGGGAGGAGGAGGAGAAGGAGGAGGAAGAGGAGUUGCAUGCACACAAACCUGGAAUAGUGCAGCACCAGUCCACUCUGGAGUUCAGGAUCCCCACUGUCUUGUCUCCCCUUUUUGUUCACCCACCUUAAUACUCUCCUCUAAAGUAAUCCAUAACAAGUGAGUCCACAAGUUUUUCUUUCUUUCUUUUUGGUUAAAUAAUCAGCUUAAGUAGUAAGAUUUUUUGCUGUAAUUAAUUUGAUUCACAUUUCCUUGUGUGUGUUUGUAUAUUUCUGUUUUUGUGAAGUGCAAUUGUCCUGUACAAACAGCCUGUAUUUAAUGCAGCUUGAUUUUAAGUUAAAAAAUGAAAGAAAUGAAAAAGAGAACCUUUUAUGCACUAUCUGCCUUUUCCUGCUCUUCUGGAAUUCUAACAAAUGUCUAUUCAGUGAAUAUUACUGCUUGUCCUCCAGGCACAAUGUCUCUCGCUUUUACUUUUCUUUAGUUUUUUUUUUCUUCAGUUAGUCUAUGCUCCUUUUUAAAAAAACGGGUAAAUUGUAUAGUUGACAGCACAGUAAGCUCUCUAUAUCAAACCAUUUAAAUCCUAAUUAUUUUUUCCCUGUGCUUUUUUUAUUGUAUUUUAAUUUUGUAUGUGGUUUUCUGUACAUGCUCAAAUAAUAAUGGCAAAGUGUUUUUCAGUCAUUUUUGGACGUGUGAAGUGAAAAAGCUUUCUUUAUUUUUUUCAUUUCUUCGAGGCAUCUGAUGAAAAAAAGACCCCUGUUUAACACGUUUGUCAGUGCGGAUAGAUACUUGCAAGCGUGCGUGGGUGCUUGUGUGUAUGUGUGUGCGCACGUGUGUUAGUGUAAAGGCAGAUUUGUAUGUGCAGCUGUUAAUUUAAAUUUGCUCAAGGUGGUUCAGACAGCAGACGAGGCUGGAGUUUAAGGGAAUCGCUAUGCCAAUGCUUGCCCCAUUGUCCGGCCUUCUAAGCUGGUGUCUCAUAUCGACCCAACACAGGCUUUCACUACUUCUUAUUCCAGAAGCUUUGGAUAACAGAGUUUACAUGCUGUUACGCUAUUUGAACAACUUCAAGCCAGAACUAUACUGUAACCUGAGAUGACACAGUUGACUAGUUUACACAUCUCCUGUGUCAUAUUUAAAUUUCAGUUUCUACACAUUAAUUGUAACCAGUGCCCACUGUGGGUGCCAUAUGAUUUUAUGAUCACUUGUUUCAGCUUUAUGACAGCCUAUGCCAAGUUUUUUUUUUCUUUUUUUUUUUUCAGUUUUUGUAUGUGGUACAGAUACUAUUUUAUCUUCUACCUUUAACAUGAUCUGGUAAUUUGACUGAUAUAAAUAGCUUAAGCACUGACUAUUUUAGAGAAAAUCACCCAUUACUAUUCUGAUGAUAAAGGAGGAUACACUGUUGACUCUAAAACCUUACAGGCUAUUGUUGUUUUGUUUGUUUUUUUUUGGUUUUUUUUACAUCAUCUUUAUUUGGACAUUCAAACUAAGAACAAAUCCGCUAACUGCAGUGAGUUCUCAUGGUUGUAUAGCAUCUUUUUAAUUCCCACCGGGUUUUCUCUGCUCAACAACCCCCUCCCCCCUCACGGCACCACAAGCCAGAGCACAAUACGGCUAUAGUGUUUGAUUCCUGAGUUGAUUUUCAGUUAAAAAAAAAAAUUCCCCUCUGAAAAGAUGACUAGUCACUGACUAAAUCUGUAUUUACCACACACAAUAGAUUUAUUUCUUGAAGAGAAAUGGUUUUAUUUCAGAUUUAUUUUCUGCCCUUUUUUUGCCUAAAAUUGCAUUGUUGGAAAUGUAUGUAUGUAUAUAUUUUUGACUUAAACUCUCAAGGAAUAAAUCAUGUUGCUUGAGUUAGUUUUUUGCCAUGGAUAGAAUGUGAUUCUGCUUUGUCUUGGGAUGGUUAGUUAAAUAUUUAGGAAAAGGUUUCUCUCUUCUAUCUCUUGGGUUUCUCUCUGAUCUUGAUCUUUGAAAUUGUCAUUUUAAAUAACACGAUGGUAAUAAUAUACUAAAAAUGUAAUUUUUCAUUUAUUAAAAUGACAAUCCUAAUUAUGUCACCACAUCUGGGUUUGUGGUGGGUAGCAAAUGAUGAAAUGUUAAACAACAGAUUUUAACUUUCACUAGAAUCCUAAAUGAGCUGCUCUCGAAUAUGCUUUAGUGACAAAAAGGCCAAAGACCACCCAGAUUUUGUAAGUGCAAAGCUUAUAUUAAAAAAAUUAUUAAUAUAAAAAGAGAACGUAUCUGUAACCAGGUGGAAGAUGUUGAAGUGUUAAGAUGUUCAGUCAUGUUAACUUUAAAGGUACCCUGUGGAGUUUUUGACCACCAGUGGUGCUGUAGAGAAAUGUUUUGAUGAGUGGGUCCUUGCUUUACUCAGAAGGAUGAAUGUACAGGGCACAAACAUGUGUGACGUAAUGUGCACUUCUGACUGUAGGGGGCAGUAAUGUGCAUACGAACGGUUGUGGCAAAUUGCCAAUGCGCUAAAAAAAGAUAAGACUGCAGGUUGAUGUAAAAGAUGCAGGUUUCAUGAGACGUGGAACGGUCUUUAAAAUGUUUAAGCCUUGAAGGCAUUAAAAAAAAAGCUUUUUUGAAAGAUUUUGCAUGUCAACUAAAUUCCGAGUUUAUAGUGGAAACUCCAUGUGGUACCUUUAAGCAGAUAAUGUCAUCUCUACUAAAAACGCCAUUAGCAGCACAAUCAUAAUAAAUCAGAUUUCCUGUUAAAGUGGUGGCUCACUAAAGCAAAACAUAUAUCCAUGAAACAGGGAACAUUUAUUUUUGUGGGUGUUUGUGUAGUUCACUGAAUUUAACUUUUUUCAGAAACAAAAAACAAACACAGUUUCCACAUUUUAAGUCUUCUGUUCAGAAUCCUUUUUUUAUAUGUUAGAAUAUAGUUGUGUAUUUCUACCAUGAUACUUACCAAUACUUAUACACUGACUGUACUUACGUCAUGUAAAAAAAAAACCCAACUCAUUCAUUAUUGUUAACAGACGAUUGGAGGAAACUUUUUGGGUUGUAUGAAAAUGCCUUUUUUAUGUAGAGAAGCAAUUUUUAUUGCAUCUGGAAGCUGUUUUACUUUUUUGCGCUGCAUUGCUUGUAUUUUUUUAAGCUAGUGUGCUAAAUGUCUCAUCAACUAGUUUUCAGCACCCCUUGUUGCUUGUCUGUUUGUUGCAGACGUGGUAGGUUUUGAUAACUCUGAAAGCAACAUUUUUUAAGCUCAAUAAGGAACAAAUAUAUAUUUCUUUGCCACUUGGGGCCAUCACCUAAUCUUUAUAUCUCCCCCUCCCCCAUGGACUGUCCUGCACUUGCCCCUCAAAAUCUACUUUUUUUUUUUAGGAUGUGGCCCUUAGAUGAUGCUGGUUUAAAAAAACGCAACUCAUUCCACGGAAUGAACAUAAAUGUAGAAAUAAACUUUUUUAAAUAUUCAGAAUUGCUGUAGUUGGAAUGUUAGCAGAUAUUUACAGUGGCUUGGCUGUGAUUUGUAAGGGUGUUUUUAUUUCCAUCGCAUCCCUUUUUACUCCCACAGCCCCAACAAAAAAAAAGAACAAAACAAACAAACAAAAAAAAAGACCCCAACAUCCUUUCUCCUUGUUUUGAUUUUUCAUGAAACUAAAAUACCUCAUAACAUUUAUAGGAAGUGUUUUGUCUUGUGUUCUGUAGAUCCAAACUGUUCAGAAAGCAGUUCACGUGUGCAGACUAAUGAGAGCAGUUUUCUUGUGUGCC
Molecule: messenger RNA, 5345 nt
Organism: Scomber scombrus (Atlantic mackerel)
Lineage: Eukaryota; Metazoa; Chordata; Actinopteri; Scombriformes; Scombridae
Gene: ppm1aa
Product: protein phosphatase, Mg2+/Mn2+ dependent, 1Aa
Exons: 6
Coding region: 354-1508 (384 amino acids)
Biological process (GO): protein dephosphorylation; positive regulation of canonical NF-kappaB signal transduction; negative regulation of canonical NF-kappaB signal transduction
Cellular component (GO): cytosol; nucleus
Molecular function (GO): manganese ion binding; protein serine/threonine phosphatase activity; magnesium ion binding
Source: RefSeq, a predicted model, not a curated record